AUGGACUUCAUAGACUUCGACUCGUUCCUGGACCUGGCAAAGCCAGGCACCACUUCAAACCUCCCACAGCCACAACCUGCACUUUCGCUUCCCAUCUCCUCCAACAUAGAAACGUUUGGCAAACGAUUCACUAACUUGAACAACUUGACCAGAAACUUAUUGAGUCUCGAUGAUAAGCUGAAUGAACCUUCCCAGCCACAUGAGCCUGUGAGAGAGAGCGAGUUGGCUCGGAAAUACGCCCAGUUGUCAAUAGACUUGUUGAAGAAACAACACCAACACCAACAGAAUGGAGAUGAUGGAACAGGAACUGAUCCCAGUGCAGUGCCUGCCACCACGUCCUCCUCUGCUACAGCAUCGUUGUCUUCCAGACUCUCGCGUGUGUUUAAUAACCAGUUGAAUGACAGUCUCACCAGGGAAAUCUUUAACACGUUGGAGGACAAGUUUCCUGAAACCGAUAGCAUAAAAGAGUUGAUCGAGCCAGGAUCCACGGGAUCGCUUGCAAGAAAGAGAUUGAGGGGAAAGGUAGAGGGCGAGUUAGUCAAGAACCAGACCCUGGUUCUCAAGGAGUACCAGCCAGUGAUGUCGCAGUUGAAAGCACUCGAAGAAAGCCUCUCAAGAUUGAACCAGCUCAACGAAUCGUUGAAUUCGAAGGUCGACAAGAACUUCGAGACAUCCAACAGCUUCAACUCCAAAAUCAAAGCCUUGACGGACGAGAAGAAAAUGAUUUCGUUGAAGAAAAACUUGUUGAUUGGGUUCAAAGAGAAGUUCACAUUGAACGAGUACGAGCAGUACGUGUUGAGUUCGGGUGAUAUAAACGACGAGUUCUUCCAGGUGUUGAAGAAAGCAGAACAAAUCAACGAGAACUGUUCUAUUCUUCUUGCAAUCGAUAACCCCCAACUAGGACUCAAAAUCAUGUCCAAAAUCAACCAAUUGAUCAACACUUCAAUAGACCGGAUCAUAUCCUUCUGCAACAAGACCCUCUCCAAUUUGUACUCGUUGAACUCAAAGUCAAAGUUGCUCACCUUGCACCAGUGCUUGAGAUUCUUGAAGAAUAAGUUGAACUAUUUCAAUACAAUCAUGGCUCUGUUCACGGAAUCAAGAUCGAAAAUCUUGAUUGAUGAAUUUUUGAGCGAAACCAGCACCGAUGGAAAGAAAUCCGGCGACCAUGAUUCGUAUCAUGGCGGAAACUCACGUCCAGUCUUUAUUUCAGAAAACGACACCGUGAGGUAUAUUGGAGAUUUGUUGGCUUAUGUUCACUCUGUGGUGGUUAAUGAAACCGACUUGAUUGCUUCAAUAUUUACUAUUGAAGGAUUGGACACUCAGGAGAAGGCGGAGUUUGAUCAAAUCAUAAAUCAAAUCAAGGAUGAGGUGUUGAAAUCAAUGGCCAGACCCGUAAAAUCGAGAAUUAAUCAGGUUGUUUCGUCUGAAACAAAAUUAUUGACCAUUUACUCGAUUUUCAACUUGGUUGAGCUUUACUCCUUGAUGCUAUCCAAGCAACUCAGUUCAUCCAAUGAGCUUUUGAGAACUAUAAACGAGUUGAUUAAGUCCUCCAGAGAUCGUAUCUUGGAUGUCAUUAACUCCAGAUUCUUAACCAUCAAGAAUAGUAACCUGGCAGUGUUGGAGCUCAAUUUUGAUCUACAACCACCCGAAUGGAUCAUUGAAUAUUUUGCAGACUUGUUACCCAUUUUGGACCAAAUUGUCUCGUCUAGUACUUCAACUUCAACCGUUUUAAACUUCAACGAAAAAGAAAACAAGGAGUUCCUUAGUCUCAUAAUUGACAGACCCAUUGAGAUAUUCAACGAGCAUGUACAAACCAACAAGCUCUUCAACGUCAAACAGGACCAGCUAAUCUUAAGACAGAACUUCCUCGACUUGAUUCUUUCAAAGAUUAUCCCCAUAAGCAUUCUCAGUGACAAAGUUUUGGAGUUGAACGAACAGAUUUCCGGCCUCACCAAAGAAUUGACUCAAAUUCAAUUGGACUACUUGCUCAAAGGAUGUCUAUUGUAUGACCACUUCAAUAUCAUAAACAUGAUUUAUCCAUUCAAUGACGAAGAAAGCGGAGAUGAUUUCGAGCCUGCAAUUUAUGAGGCCAUUAAAGAGAACAAACUCUUCAACAUACAAGAAAUGGCCAAGGUCAACGUGCUGGUGCAGGAAUUCUUGCCUAAUGCGUUGUUGGAAAUCCAGAGAUCAUUAUUGAAAUUAAACUCUCCAAUGGUUGUGAAUGAUAUUGUAAAUGAUUCGGGGGAAGAGUUUGUUAAGUUUUAUCACAAGUUCGGUUUGGUAGUGAAGAACUUCUUGGACUUUGAUUUUACUUGGUCGCAGAACGAGGUUAGCCUUUUAUUAGGUGGCCAGAACGAGGGAGUUCUCAUUCAAUAA
Suhomyces tanzawaensis NRRL Y-17324 is the source of this 2376-nucleotide messenger RNA. Its product is annotated as Golgi transport complex subunit. Gene Ontology annotation, cellular component: COG complex. The transcript has a single exon. Bases 1 to 2376 code for a protein of 791 amino acids. The record is from RefSeq and is a predicted model, not a curated record. Lineage: Eukaryota; Fungi; Ascomycota; Pichiomycetes; Serinales; Debaryomycetaceae. Gene Ontology annotation, biological process: intra-Golgi vesicle-mediated transport.